AUGUCAAAUCGUGACAUUUGCAUAACAUUAUCAUUGAUCCUCCUUAUCUACCCAAAACGAAGCUUUGCUGGUUGCAACCGUCCGUUCGCCAUCACCAUCAGACCGGCAAGAGGUUCAAUGCAAGUCUGUGGUGGAGUUCUCCUUCACGCAAGAUGGGCUCUAACGGCAGCUCAUUGUGUUUACGGCAUUGAAACACCGUCAAGCAUCGCCGUGAUGGCAAAACUGACCAAAUUCAAGAAAAUCAUCGUUGAACGAAUCUUCAUUUACGAUUUGUUCGACCCCAAAACAUUAGAAAGCGAUUACAGUUUGUUGUACGUUGGGAAUAAUUUUCCCAAAAUGACUUUCGCUAUGCUUUGUAGCAAAGCACUGUUUUCGUAUCUUUUGGCAAAGGAGCAACGAAACGUACAAGUUGUAACGUGGGAAGAGAAUAACCCGUCUGUUAAAAAAGGACGGUUAAUGGUGGAGAAGUGUCGUCAGGUCGAUAUUCUUGCGUUCGCACAUUGUAGAUUUUUUUUCGCUACGACUUUGAACCCCGAAGUUAUGUUUUGUACAACGAGUGAUAAAAAUGGUCAAACACCUUGUAGAGGUGAUUCUGGGAGUCCCAUUCUUUACGGGAGGGUGGUCUUAGGGUCGAUUUCAUUUGGCGAUGGUUGCAAGAAAUUACGGAGACCUUCAGUCUACAGCAGGAUUGAUCAAGGACUUGGUUUCAUCAAUAGUUCUAUUAAAACACUUGGCUAUGCUUUGAGCACAACCACACUCCCCAAAGAGAAACACCCUGUGUACUACAUUUCAGCAGGAAAUGUUCCUGCAAGACAAACACUCCUAUUUGUGAUUAUUCUUUCAUUAAGUUUCGUGUUAUUAAAGUAA
Tribolium castaneum (red flour beetle) is the source of this 867-nucleotide messenger RNA. RefSeq names its product trypsin eta-like. NCBI's taxonomy places the organism in Eukaryota, Metazoa, Arthropoda, Insecta, Coleoptera, Tenebrionidae. Gene Ontology annotation, biological process: proteolysis. The record is from RefSeq and is a predicted model, not a curated record. The coding region runs from base 1 to 867 and encodes 288 amino acids. The transcript has a single exon. Gene Ontology annotation, molecular function: serine-type endopeptidase activity.